Molecule: messenger RNA, 984 nt
Organism: Lotus japonicus
Lineage: Eukaryota; Viridiplantae; Streptophyta; Magnoliopsida; Fabales; Fabaceae
Exons: 2
Coding region: 1-984 (327 amino acids)
Molecular function (GO): nucleic acid binding; zinc ion binding
Source: RefSeq, a predicted model, not a curated record
AUGAGAAAGCCGUACCAGCGCCCAGCCGCUCAAGGACCAAAUGCUGUGAGGGGAGCAGCCCCUGUUUCAAAAGAGGACGUGACCUACUACAAGUGUAAUGAGAAGGGACACUAUGCCAACAAGUGUGGCAAGGAGAUUGUAGGCUGGCGAUGCCGAAAGCCAGGUCAUGUGGAGAGGAAUUGCCCGAGUGCGGCCAAGACCGAGCUAGUGUUGAAUACUGCCAGAAGGAGACGACCAUCUGCUCCAGGUCGUGUCUUUGCUAUUUCAGGAGAACAGGCUGCUAUUACUGAUGACCUUAUCCAGGGUACGUGUCUUAUUGCUGGAACAUCACUAAUGGUUUUAUUUGAUUCGGGUGCUACGCACUCAUUCAUUACUAAGGAUUGUGUGAAGAAGUUAGGGCUACCGACUACUGACCUACCUUUCGAUCUGGUGGUGACAACCCCUGCCGCUGAUCAAUUAGUUACACGCACAGCAUGCUUACAAUGUCCGUUGGUUUACGAGGAUCGGAAGUUCCUUGCGAACCUCGUCUGUUUAGGGCUCAGGGAGCUGGAUGUGAUUUUGGGAAUGGAUUGGUUAGCGCAAUAUCACGUGCUCUUAGAUUGUGCUAACAAGGCGGUAGUAUUCCCAGAUCCCGGCGUUACGGAUUACUUAAAUCCGUACAACCUGGGGAAGGGUUCACCGGCGUAUGUGAACUCUAUCGUUGCCGAAGAAAAACAUGAUGGUGAUGUGCGCAAUAUCUUGGUGGUACAGGAGUAUGUCGAUGUGUUUCCCGAAGAUGUACCCGGUUUGCCACCAGUCAGAGAGACGGAGUUCUCUAUUGACAUUGUGCCCGGUACUGGACCAAUAUCAAUGGCACCUUAUCGUAUGGCCCCAGCGGAGUUGGCAGAAUUGGCAAAGCAGUUGGAUGAUCUAUCCUCAAAGGGAUUCAUUCGACCUAGUGUAUCGCCAUGGGGUGCACCUGUGCAAUUGGUGUUGAGAUCUUGA